Molecule: messenger RNA, 450 nt
Organism: Parnassius apollo (apollo)
Lineage: Eukaryota; Metazoa; Arthropoda; Insecta; Lepidoptera; Papilionidae
Source: the annotation of a GenBank genome assembly
AUGCGUUGGACAAAAUCCAUGAACGAAAACGCGUUGCGGGCGUACUAUAGGGCGAAAGGGGAAGAAACUGUGGGAAUAGCGUAUAGGUCUCGGAUGUAUUGCUUUUUUGCUGAGCUGGAGCCGUCUAUCUCCGUCACGGAACAAAACCUGGCAGACCGAGUUCGGUACAUCAUGCGCUCGAAAAUAUUUGAUGAUGCCGAACUCGAACGACUACGACGUGAGGCUAUUCCGUCGUCGAAUGAAUCGGCUAUGGCUGGAGAUGCAGCUCCACAUUCGACAGACCAGCAUCCACACGUGGAAGCCGCCAUGGAUCUUCCAGUUGUGGUUGAUUCGAACGACGAUGAAAUAGUCUCCCGCGAACUAGAGCAAAUGAGGAGUAUAUUGGAAGAGGCGAUUUUGGAAACGCGCAGCACCCCUCUCGAAGACCGCGACUUCCCCGCAUACCCCUAA